AAACUUGGUGCAUCUCUUUCGACCUAACCUUCUCUACUAUAAAAGCCUCCUGUAACCAUCUCUUUUUCUCACUCACGCUCAUAUUUUCUCUCAAAUCUUUUCUAAAUCUCUCGAAUUCAAUCAAACAUAAUGUCUUGUUUCAAGGGAAAGUACGCCGAGGAGCUCGCUAAAAAUGCUGCCUACAUUGGCACCCCUGGAAAGGGUAUUCUUGCUGCUGAUGAGUCAACUGGCACAAUCGGCAAGCGUCUAUCCAGCAUCAAUGUUGAGAACAAUGAAACAAACAGGCGUGAUCUCCGUGAGCUUCUUUUCUGCACUCCCGGUGCCCUUCAGUACCUCAGUGGAGUCAUCCUUUUUGAAGAGACUCUCUAUCAGAAGACUGCUGGUGGCAAGCCCUUCGUUGAUGUCUUGAAGGAAGGUGGAGUCCUCCCAGGUAUCAAGGUUGACAAGGGUACCGUUGAACUUGCUGGAACAAAUGGUGAAACCACCACUCAGGGUUUUGAUGACCUUGGCAAGCGUUGUGCUAAGUACUAUGAAGCUGGUGCUCGCUUUGCUAAGUGGCGUGCUGUUCUGAAGAUUGGUCCAAAUGAGCCUUCAGAACUUGCCAUCCAUGAGAAUGCCUAUGGUUUGGCUAGAUACGCCAGCAUCUGCCAGGAGAAUGGUCUUGUCCCCAUUGUUGAGCCAGAGAUCCUAGUUGAUGGUUCCCAUGAUAUCAACAAGUGUGCAGCCGUGACUGAGCGUGUUCUCGCUGCAUGUUACAAGGCUUUGAACGACCACCAUGUUAUGCUUGAAGGUACCCUUUUGAAGCCCAACAUGGUCACCCCUGGAUCUGAUUCUCCCAAGGUUGCACCAGAGGUGAUUGCGGAGUACACUGUGCGAGCCUUGCAGCGCACUGUGCCUGCUGCAGUUCCUGCAAUUGUGUUCUUGUCUGGUGGUCAGAGCGAGGAGGAAGCUACCCUCAACCUCAACGCCAUGAACAAACUCCAGGGGAAGAAGCCAUGGUCACUUUCAUUCUCAUUCGGACGUGCACUUCAGCAGAGCACUCUCAAGGCUUGGGGAGGAAAGAAGGAGAACGUGGAGAAGGCUCAGGCUUCAUUCCUUGUAAGGGCCAAGGCCAACUCAGAGGCCACCCUUGGUGCUUACAAGGGUGAUGCUAAGCUUGGUGAGGGCGCUGCAGAGUCUCUCCAUGUCAAGGACUACAAAUACUAAUUUAAUGGCAGAUGCUGAGUCUUCUGGUCAUUUGUUUUAUGAAUUAUGAGUGUGAAUGGCGGUACAACAUUAGCUUUGCCCCGUUCUCAGCCAUUGGAAGGGGCGCUCUCUUCUGAUAUUAUUAGGUUAGGGUAAUAAAAAGCUUAAGUGAGGAGCUUUGGUUGAAUGGUUUUGUCAAUUAAGUUUUAGACUGUUUAUGUUAUCGUUUCUCUUGAACGGUCUUUUGUUACAAUUGACAAUCGAUCUUAAUAUUUUUUCUUGAUGAA
Mangifera indica (mango) is the source of this 1472-nucleotide messenger RNA. RefSeq names its product fructose-bisphosphate aldolase 6, cytosolic. The record is from RefSeq and is a predicted model, not a curated record. The transcript is spliced from 3 exons. Bases 130 to 1206 code for a protein of 358 amino acids. Gene Ontology annotation, molecular function: fructose-bisphosphate aldolase activity. Gene Ontology annotation, biological process: fructose 1,6-bisphosphate metabolic process; glycolytic process. NCBI's taxonomy places the organism in Eukaryota, Viridiplantae, Streptophyta, Magnoliopsida, Sapindales, Anacardiaceae. Gene Ontology annotation, cellular component: cytosol.